Messenger RNA from Penicillium malachiteum, 450 nucleotides. RefSeq lists its product as uncharacterized. Bases 1 to 450 code for a protein of 149 amino acids. The record is from RefSeq and is a predicted model, not a curated record. The transcript has 2 exons. NCBI's taxonomy places the organism in Eukaryota, Fungi, Ascomycota, Eurotiomycetes, Eurotiales, Aspergillaceae.
AUGGGCCUAUACAGCAUUAUCCCUGCCUGUACAACCCUGGAAUUAAGCUACGAUCAUCCUCUAAAACAGACCUUGGAGGAUGUGAUUCUUCAACCCGAGUUCCGUUGCACAUUAGUUGCAAUCGCCUUGAAGCUAUAUGGAUCCCAGGUUUCUGGCUAUCAGCAGGAGAAGGUCAAGGCGGAUCGAGAUUCACUUCAUAUCGCUACCCUUUCAUUCAUUCAGAAGAUCCCAUCAAAGGACAACCACCUCACCUUACCCAAUGUCCUUUGUCUUCUACUACUCAGCCAUACUUGGUGUAGAGUAGAGCAAUUCUCGGAAACGGCAAUCCAAUGGUGCUCUCUUGCACGAUUCGCUUUUGAUCAUGCUCAGCGGGAAUAUGAGAGCAGAUCUCUAUACUCUAGGGAGUUGAUACGCCGGAUAGAUAUUGGAAUCAACUUCCAGGAGUGGUAA